This is a messenger RNA of Rhinichthys klamathensis goyatoka, 1479 nucleotides long. RefSeq names its product homeobox D9a (gene hoxd9a). NCBI's taxonomy places the organism in Eukaryota, Metazoa, Chordata, Actinopteri, Cypriniformes, Leuciscidae. Gene Ontology annotation, molecular function: DNA-binding transcription factor activity, RNA polymerase II-specific; RNA polymerase II cis-regulatory region sequence-specific DNA binding. Gene Ontology annotation, biological process: anterior/posterior pattern specification; proximal/distal pattern formation; embryonic skeletal system morphogenesis. Gene Ontology annotation, cellular component: nucleus. The transcript is spliced from 2 exons. The coding region runs from base 689 to 1468 and encodes 259 amino acids. The record is from RefSeq and is a predicted model, not a curated record.
GUUUUAUUAAGGGAACAUUAAUACAUAAUCAAAUGCACCUCAUAAAAUCUUUAUUGAUACACAUAAAAUACGAUGACUCUCUUUUGAAUAAGUACCAAAAAUAUACAAAUGUUUCUUCCUGUGUCAAUCUCACAACACCUUACAGUCAGCAUCAAACUUACAAAAACCGCAUAACAGAUCUUAACACUAAAGUAGUUUAUAAAAUAUGAGAAUCUGUGAGGCUGUGGUGGUUCGUUGUUUUACAGCAUGUUAUUACAUUUAUUUUACGAGGACUUGCAACUCGGUACUCUAUAAAAUACUUUACAAGGCUAGACUAUGACAUACCUUAUGACGAAAUUUUUGCAAGAUUUUACACGGCUGGAAUCGUUUGUUAAGGUAAUAGUGAGUGCAAAUAAAAGGGUGCAUUAAUCUGACCUUGUUAUAAAAAAAAGAAACAGGCGUAAUUUAAAGAAAGAUGAAUGCAGAAUAUCACUUCUAGUUCAGAUAAAAAUAACUUGUCUUUUUUUAAGAGUGCAAAAUCAAACAUACCGUUAUCAGAGGACUGAUUUACUCUCUGUAUUAGUAAAUAUGAUCACGUGAUUCAUGCAACCAAUCACUGAAGAUGAAGGCAGCAAAAAUACUAUGAUUGUUCAGAGGCAAGGUUUCGGAAACAGAGUAACGUUUUAUAUGUGUUCGAAGGGAUCCAGAAAUGUCGACUAGUUCAGCUCUCAGUAGCUAUUAUGUGGACUCUAUUAUGGGGCACGAGACGGAGGAUGUGUACGGAGCGCGUUAUGUCCAGGGUUCACACACCGCGAGGCCGUCAGGUGUGGGUGAAAAUGCGGACUUUUCCUCGUGCAGCUUCGCUCCCAAGUCAGCCGUGUUCCCAGCGUCCUGGUCCUCGGUUCAUCAGCCCUCUCCUGCUGCAGUGUCCGGGAUUUACCAUCCAUACGUCCACCAGACCCAUCUUUCUGACAACAGAUACGUCCGCUCCUGGAUAGAGCCAGUCGCGAACCAUAUCUCUUUAUCGGGGUUCCACUCCAACACUCGGCUCAGCGGUACAAAGACUGAAAGUUUACCCUCGAAAAGGACCGAAAGCGCCGCGUUUGAAGCAGAGACGCCGGUGGUUCCCGAGUUUCGCGGCAGCGCUGUAUCCGUAGACAAAACUACUGAAGAAAGAGUUGAAAAUGAUACUUCGAGCCACGGCGAACCUAAAGACGAAAAACAGCAACAACAACAACUUGACCCAAGCAACCCUGCUGCAAACUGGAUCCAUGCGAGAUCAACAAGAAAGAAACGUUGUCCGUAUACAAAAUAUCAGACUCUGGAAUUGGAAAAGGAGUUCCUUUAUAACAUGUAUUUAACGAGGGAUCGUCGCUAUGAAGUCGCUCGAAUCCUCAGUUUAACAGAGCGGCAGGUUAAAAUCUGGUUUCAGAACAGAAGAAUGAAAAUGAAGAAGAUGAACCGAGAGAGGAGCGGUAAAGAUCCUUAGUGCAAAGCGUG